Colletotrichum orchidophilum is the source of this 531-nucleotide messenger RNA. RefSeq lists its product as uncharacterized. Lineage: Eukaryota; Fungi; Ascomycota; Sordariomycetes; Glomerellales; Glomerellaceae. The transcript has 2 exons. The coding region runs from base 1 to 531 and encodes 176 amino acids. The record is from RefSeq and is a predicted model, not a curated record. Gene Ontology annotation, molecular function: lyase activity.
AUGCCGUACCACCUCCCCUUAAGCCCGAUCGAUCGAGCUAUUCAGCCUCCAGUGUACUACUUGCAAGUCCAAGAUUCACUAAUCUUGAGCGUAUCGGUUUUCUGGACCAUCGCCUAUGUCCUCUACGUACGCCAGGGGUACCGCGACAAGUCCUAUGGCAUGCCACUUUUUGCCCUGGCGGGAAAUAUAGCAUGGGAAUUUCUCUUUGGCGUGGCGAUGCCCACGUCUGUAGCCCAGGUGGUUUGCUUCGUACCAUGGUUGGUUAUUGACGUCUUUAUCGUCCACACCACAUGGAAGUAUGGAGCGCGCCAGUUCAAACAGUCUCCUGUAGUCGCCAAAAACCUUGGGCUCGUCUUGGUUUUCGGGGUCAGCUUUGUGACUGCGUCCUUCUACUUCUUCAUCAAGACCGUCGGACUGGAUGCGGCUUCGUUUUACCUUGGUUACUCCGACCAGCUCCUAAUUAGUAUCACGUCCGUGGCACAGCUUCUGAGGCGAAAUAACACCCUUGGACACUCCUGGGGUAUUUGGUAA